This is a messenger RNA of Pipra filicauda (Wire-tailed manakin), 2041 nucleotides long. It is a transcript of the gene TCF7L1, whose product is annotated as transcription factor 7 like 1. The record is from RefSeq and is a predicted model, not a curated record. Lineage: Eukaryota; Metazoa; Chordata; Aves; Passeriformes; Pipridae. The coding region runs from base 47 to 1846 and encodes 599 amino acids. Gene Ontology annotation, molecular function: DNA-binding transcription factor activity, RNA polymerase II-specific; RNA polymerase II cis-regulatory region sequence-specific DNA binding. The transcript is spliced from 11 exons. Gene Ontology annotation, cellular component: beta-catenin-TCF complex. Gene Ontology annotation, biological process: regulation of transcription by RNA polymerase II; canonical Wnt signaling pathway.
GCGGCGGCGGCGGCGGGGCCCGGCGGGGCCGGGGCGGGACCCCACGAUGCCGCAGCUGGAACCGACGGGGGGGGACGACCUGGGGGCUCCCGACGAGCUCAUCGCCUUCCAGGACGAGGGCGAGGAGCAGGACAAGGGCGCGGGGCGCGGCUCGGCCCACGGGGACCUGGACGAGCUCAAGUCCUCGCUGGUCAGCGAAACCGAGAACCGCGGGGGCCCCGGCCCCGGGGGCGGCCCCGGCCCCGAGGCGGAGCGGCCCCCGCCGCCCCGGGAAAGUUUCCAGAAGCCGCGGGACUCUCUGGCAGAAGUGGUCAGACGACAACAAGAUGGGGUUUUUUUUAAGGGCCCCCCCUAUCCCGGCUACCCCUUCCUGAUGCUCCCCGAGUUGGGUAGCCCCUACCUCGCCAACGGAGCCCUCUCCCCCGGCGGCGCCCGCACCUACCUGCAGAUGAAGUGGCCGCUGCUGGACGUGCCGGCCGGGGCCACGCUGAAGGACAGUCGCUCGCCCUCGCCCGCACACCUGUCCAACAAGGUCCCGGUGGUGCAGCACGGCCAUCACAUGCACCCGCUGACGCCGCUCAUCACCUACAGCAACGACCCCUUCCCACCGGGGUCCCCACCCGGCCACCUCUCCCCGGAGAUUGACCCCAAGACGGGGAUCCCGCGGCCGCCGCACCCCCCUGAGCUGCCCCCCUACUACCCGCUGUCCCCCGGAGCCGUGGGGCAGCUCCCGCACCCCCUGGGCUGGCUUGUGCCACAGCAAGGACAGCCCGUGUACUCCAUCCCUCCCGGUGGCUUCCGGCACCCGUAUCCCGCCCUCGCCAUGAAUGCCUCCAUGUCCAGUUUGAUGUCCAGCCGCUUCUCCCCACACAUGGUCCCACCGCCCACCCAUGGGCUGCACCCCUCGGGCAUCCCACACCCCACCAUUGUCUCACCCAUCGUCAAGCAGGAGCCCACCCAGCCCAGUGCCAGCCCCGGAGGCAGCUCGAAAUCCCCUGUGGCAGUGAAGAAGGAGGAGGAGAAGAAGCCCCACAUCAAGAAGCCACUCAACGCCUUCAUGCUGUACAUGAAGGAGAUGAGGGCCAAGGUGGUGGCUGAGUGCACGCUGAAGGAGAGCGCUGCCAUCAACCAGAUCCUGGGCCGGCGGUGGCACUCGCUGUCGCGGGAGGAACAGGCCAAGUACUACGAGCUGGCGCGGAAGGAGCGGCAGCUGCAUUCGCAGCUCUACCCGACCUGGUCGGCGCGGGACAACUACGGCAAGAAAAAGAAGCGGAAGCGCGAGAAGCUGGCGCAGCAGCAGAGCCACGACACGGACAGUGAGUACCCCCCCCCCGCCUCCCCCUGCGCCAGGCUCCGGCCGCUCACGCUGUGCCUGCCCUCCCCAGGCUCCCUGCCCUCCAAGAGCAAGAAGCCGUGCGUGCCAUACCUGCCACCCGAGAAGCCGUGUGCCAGCCCGGCCUCGUCCCACGGCAGCAUGCUGGACUCGCCCGCCACGCCCUCGGCCGCGCUGGCCUCGCCCGCCGCGCCGGCCCCCACCCACUCGGAACAGGCCCAGCCACUCUCGCUCACCACCAAGCCAGAGGCCAGGGCUCAGCUCGCUGUGCAUUCCACUGUCCUCUCCAGCAAAGCCUCCUCUUCUUCCUCCUCUUCCUCUUCCUCUUCCUCCUCCUCCUCCUCCUCCUCCUCCUCCAGCCUCAGCAGCCCACCCUCGCUCCUCUCCAGACCCAUCCCCUUCCCCUCGGUGCCCCCCACGGCUCUCGUCUCCUCGCCCCCUGGCUCUGUCCCGGCUGCCUUGGCCGUGCUGCAGACACAACCCCUUUCCCUGGUCACCAAACCUGCUGACUAAGGGAAAAACCUCAUCCCCCCUCGUCCCCUUCACCCAUCCCCUCCCCGCUGUACAUUGCAGAAGCCACAAUCAAGAUUCAAACGCAGCCAAAACCAUUAUUGGUCAAUAUUUGACCCUUUCUGAACUUUUUGGAAGCAGACUCUGGAGGAAGGGGCUUUCUACUCAGAGCUGCUGCCAGCAGUCGACCUAAAGACU